Molecule: messenger RNA, 1109 nt
Organism: Lethenteron reissneri (Far Eastern brook lamprey)
Lineage: Eukaryota; Metazoa; Chordata; Hyperoartia; Petromyzontiformes; Petromyzontidae
Product: ubiquitin carboxyl-terminal hydrolase isozyme L5-like
Biological process (GO): ubiquitin-dependent protein catabolic process; protein deubiquitination
Cellular component (GO): cytoplasm
Molecular function (GO): cysteine-type deubiquitinase activity
Source: RefSeq, a predicted model, not a curated record
AACCCGGCGAAUCGAUGUCGCGGGAAUCGCGAGUGUCAUCCAGGCGGAGGCGGCAUGGCGGACCGCAGCGCGGGCGAGUGGUGCCUCAUUGAGAGCGACCCCGGAGUCUUCACCGAACUCAUCCGGGGAUUCGGCUGUAAAGGGGCGCAGGUGGAGGAGAUUUACAGCCUGGAGGAGGAGAGCUUCAGCAAACUCAAGCCGGUGCACGGUUUGAUCUUCCUGUUCAAGUGGACCGCGGGGGAGGAGAUGGAGGGCUCCAUCGUGCGCGACUCGCGCAACGACACACUCUUCUUCGCCAAGCAGGUGAUCAGCAACGCGUGCGCCACGCAGGCGCUGCUGAGCGUGCUGCUGAAUGUGACACACGGCGAUGUCGCACUGGGCCACACGCUCACCUCCUUCCGCGACUUCACCAGCGGCUUCGACUCGGCGAUGAAGGGACUGGCUCUGAGCAACUCGGACACAAUCCGCCAAGUCCACAACAGCUUCGCCAGGCAGCAGAUGUUUGAGUGGGACGGCCGUGCAGCUGGCAAAGACGAGGACGCGUUCCACUUCGUGGCCUUUGUGCCCAAGCAAGGUCGCCUCUACGAGCUGGAUGGCCUUCGCGAUGGGCCCAUCGAUCUGGGCGCCUGUGACCAGGAGGACUGGGUAAAAUCUGUGCGACCCGUCAUCGAGCGCCGAAUUCAGAGGUACACCGAGGGGGAGAUCCGGUUCAGCCUCAUGGCCGUGGUGUCCGAUCGGAGGAUGAUUUACGAGCGCCGAAUAGCGGAACUCCAAGCCGGCCUCACCCAGGGCGAGGCGCGGGAGGGCGGAGGCGCGAGGUCUCUGGCCGAGACAAGCGAGCUCAUGCUGCUCAUCGAGGAGGAGAACCUCAAGAUGCAGCGACACAAGGUGGAAAACGUCCGCCGCAAGCACAACUAUCUUCCCUUCAUCAUGGAGCUGCUCAAGACCCUGGCAGAACAACAGCAGCUGCUGCCUCUCGUGGAGAAGGCCAAGGAGAAGGCAGCCGCCCGCAAGGUGAAGGAGGCCAAAUGACGUCGUCGUCGUUCGUAGUCGUGUGUGUAGAUUUCCUGCCUCUGUGAAUUUGGUGAAAAAAUAAAAAUGAAAACUGA